AUGCUCAAUUCGGUUGCGGAGACUGUGGAAAAACAGAAGCUACGCGCGAUUGUUUCUCGUAAUCUGGUCGUGUCGAUGGAGAAACGACGUCAAGUGGAACAGCAACAAUUAGAAUUGGCCAUUGAGAAGCAGAAGAGCGAGAAUGAAAGGUAA
Messenger RNA from Echinostoma caproni, 153 nucleotides. Lineage: Eukaryota; Metazoa; Platyhelminthes; Trematoda; Plagiorchiida; Echinostomatidae. The record is from the annotation of a GenBank genome assembly.